AUGUUGGCCAUCCUGGUUCUGGCGGCCGUGGCCCUGGCCUCUGCUCACCAUUCUCAUGAGCAUUUUGAAGGUGAGAAGGUGUUACGUGUCAAUGUUGAAGAUGAAACUCACAUCAACUUAAUCCAAGAGUUGGCCAGCGUCAACCAGAUUGACUUCUGGAAACCAGAUUCUGCCUCACAAAUCAGCCCUCACAGUGCUGUUGACUUCCGUGUUAAAGCAGAAGAUAUUGACUCUGUCGAGAACUUUCUGAAUCAGAAUGAACUUCAAUACGAGGUACUGAUAGAUAACCUGAAGCAUGUGUUGGAGGAGCAAUUCGACAGCCAGGUCCGAGCUACUGGACACAGCUACGUGAAGUACAACAACUGGGACACGAUAGAGGCUUGGACCAAAGAAGUGGCCGCUCAGAAUCCAAACCUCGUCACUCGCAGUGUCCUCGGAACCACAUUUGAAGGGCGCUCUAUUUACGUCCUCAAGGUUGGCAAAAGCAAAUCAAACAAGCCUGCUAUUUUCCUCGACUGCGGCUUUCAUGCCAGAGAAUGGAUUUCUCCUGCAUUUUGCCAGUGGUUUGUGAAGGAGGCUGUUAACAACUAUGGAAAAGAUACGGUCACGACAAAACUUCUUGACGGGUUAGACUUUUAUGUUGUCCCUGUGGUCAAUAUCGAUGGCUACAUUUACACCUGGACCAAGAACCGGAUGUGGAGAAAAACUCGCUCUACUAAAUCGGGGACAUCCUGUGUUGGGGUGGAUCCCAAUCGAAACUUUAAUGCCGGUUGGUGCCAAUUGGGAGCCUCCAGUAGCGCUUGUGAUGAAACUUACUGUGGAUCUGCCCCCGAGUCUGAAAAAGAGACCAAGGCCCUGGCCAAUUUCAUCCGCAAAAAUCUCUCUUCCAUCAAGGCGUAUCUGACAAUCCACUCCUACUCCCAGCUGCUGCUCUACCCUUACUCCUAUUCUUACAAACUGCCUUCAAACAACGCAGAGUUGAAUGCUCUGGCUAAAGCGGCUGUACAAAAGCUCACGGCCCUGUACGGCACCAAGUACACAUACGGCCCAGGAGCUACAACAAUCUAUCCUGCUGCAGGAGGUUCUGACGACUGGGCCUAUGACCAAGGUAUCAAAUAUUCCUUCACCUUUGAGCUCCGGGACACAGGCAGAUAUGGCUUUGCACUUCCUGAAUCCCAGAUCCAAGCCACCUGUGAGGAAACAUUGGUGGCAGUCAAUCACAUCGCCAGCUACGUCCUGGACAAUCUGUACUAGUGGAAGAUGCCACAAAACUUGCUUCAAAAUGCUUACUGUGCAUCUCUUUCCUAUCCUGAAUUUUUUGCUCAGGCGCUUUGCAGAUUCCAAUCUUUUGUUUAAGCUUUCUGGGUCUGUUAGCUAUGUGGAUCUUUUAAUACUGAUCAUAAUAAAAUCAAAUCAUUCUAAUGG
Molecule: messenger RNA, 1425 nt
Organism: Ochotona curzoniae (black-lipped pika)
Lineage: Eukaryota; Metazoa; Chordata; Mammalia; Lagomorpha; Ochotonidae
Gene: CPB1
Product: carboxypeptidase B1
Exons: 11
Coding region: 1-1254 (417 amino acids)
Biological process (GO): proteolysis
Molecular function (GO): metallocarboxypeptidase activity; zinc ion binding
Source: RefSeq, a predicted model, not a curated record